Frankliniella occidentalis (western flower thrips) is the source of this 14455-nucleotide messenger RNA. RefSeq names its product muscle M-line assembly protein unc-89 (gene zormin). The record is from RefSeq and is a predicted model, not a curated record. The transcript is spliced from 42 exons. Lineage: Eukaryota; Metazoa; Arthropoda; Insecta; Thysanoptera; Thripidae. Gene Ontology annotation, molecular function: protein kinase activity. Bases 179 to 13510 code for a protein of 4443 amino acids.
CACGGCUUUGACAGUGUUCCGUGGCAUAUGUGGACGGCGCCCGCUGCAACCUGAUCCCGCCUUCACAACUCGCGGCCUCGCAAUGACAGCGAUACGCGGGACUCGGAUUCACUUUCCGUUUCCGCGGCGCAGAUCUGUGUUUUGGCGGCCCUGGCGCUGCUGACUUUGCUGGAUCUAUAUGAUCGAUGCCCUUUCCUCACGUUGUGUUCUCCUGCUGUCCGACCAGGUGCUGGCCGGGAUCCUGGUGCAGCGUGAGGUGCGCGAGACGCGCCAGCUGCGGGUGCGACGCGGCGGCGGCGAGACCCGGGCCGAGAGCGAGCUGUCGUGCUCCAGGAUAGAGGCCCAGCACAUCAACAACGGCUGCAACACGUCCACGUCGUCCAACACGUCCGCCACGUCGACGCUCUCGAGCGGCACGAGGGGCGCGCUCGACGCGGUGCUGCUCGUCGGACAAGACGACGUGGACGCCGCGUACCGCCAGCAGCUGGAGGAGUCCCUGCCGCUGCCACUGCCACUCGACCUGGACCUCGACCUGCAGCUGCCCUCGCCCCUGGCCUUCGCCGACCCGCCGGCCGAGUACGUCCCCGAGUACGCCUCGGAGUACGACGAGCACGUGGACCUGUCCCACGACGACCUGGAGGACAUGCUGCCGCCGCCGCCGCAGGAGCUCCUGGACGGACUCAAGGAGAGUCGCGACUGGCUCCAGCUUCGCAUCCUGGAGAGCACGCCCGAGCUGACGCGCCUGGGCGCCACCCUGGAGGAGGCCCUCCAGCUGCAGCGCACUCACCACGAGGUCCUCAUCAAGCUCCAGAGCAAGCAGAGCCCCGUGGAGGAGCUGCUGCGCCAGGCGGACCAGCUCAUCUCCACGCAGGGCGCGCGGCCCGAGGUGUACGCCGCCAUGGCAGAGUCGCUGGGCGCGGCGUGGAAGGACGUCAACCACCACCUCGACACGCGCAAGAGGGUGCUCGACCUCAACGUCAACUACCACAGCCGUGCGGAGGAAUGCACAGAACGAAUGUUAGCUUUGCAGCUGGCCUGCACUGCUUCGACUGCACCCAUGCAUACUGUCAAUCUGAACACGGUGGCUGAGUGUGAAUCAGAGUGCGAGUCAUUGAAAGUCAGAUUGGCCAAAAUUCACGACUUAAGAAGAGCUAUGCUGGAGACCUUAAUGCUGGCUCUGACUGAUGGCAAGACCCUCCUCGAAUUACUCCGUGGCAUUGCAGCUGAAGGCUCUGUUGACUCACGCCCUGACACUAUGAGGGUCUCUACAGAAUACGCAAUUUCACAAGUGGAGCACUGGCUGGAAAGUCUUCAUGAUCGCAGACAAGGCCUUGAUCUUACUUUUAAUGAAACUCGAUCAGAGCUGGAGCAAAGGCUGGCCCUUGCUAUGCUAGGAGCAGAGAGAGCAAAGAUUGAAGAUUUUCUCUCAUCAAAAUCUAGACAACUGCGUGCUGAGCCCAAUCAACUCGGUGAUUCAGAAGCAAGCAGUCAGCUUUUUCUUCAUGAACAUCUAAAGUUGUUUACUGAAGCAAAAGACAUUCAAGAGAGGGCUCUCAAGAUGACUCAUGCCACCGAACAGCUUGCAGCAACAGGUGUCACUGCAGCAGAGUUAGCAGUCACCCAAUCAUAUGCUGUCCUGAAUGCUGCCGCAGAAUAUUUAGACAUGUGUGAUACUCUUCAAUCUAUGCUUGAGCGUGCAGUAACAUUCUACCAAGCGGCUCAUACUGCCUUGACGAAACUGGACCAACUGGAGGUUCAAUUAACGACCACUACUCUUCCCCCUUCAUCUCAAGAACUAUCUGUUCUACAUGCUCAGAUAGCUGCUGCUGCUUUCAAUGUUUCUGAAAAUGCAAUUGAACAGGGUUUGGGAAUAAUAGACACAGCAAGUAAUAAUAAUGCUGGGGCAGAGGGUGUGAAACGAAAUGUUGAAGAAAUUCAAAAUAGAAGAGAUUAUGUAGAAAGUUUAUGCACUGCCCACAAAGAAGAAAAUAUUAAGUUGCAUCAGGCUAUAAACAAUUUCUUGGAAAAACAUAACAAUCUGUAUUCAUGGUUAGUGAGCCGUGGAGAGGCAUUCCUGCAGGGUCACCAGGAUAUGGGAAGUGUCUUAGCUAUGGCCCGAGAUUUCUGUGAGGUCCAUCAUAAACUUAUUGUUGAGCUUCAGAUGAAAGGAACUGAAAUAAACAAUUUACUUUUGACACUUCCUCCAAUAUUGGAACAAGUGGAAGAUGAUCAAAGGAUUGAAAUUGAUCAAAAAGUUGAUGCGUUACAUAAUUUAUGGCUACAUUUAAAACAAUCUCUAGAGUGUCGCAUUGAUUUGUCUGCACAAUACCUCGAGUUCCAUGAAAAAGCAGUGCAAUUGGCAGAACAGCUAGAUUCCUUGGAAGAUAGCUUCAAAAAUUUGGACUCAUCUCAGGAACAGCAGCAGAUUGUUGAUGAUAAGUGGAAAAAUAUUCAACAAAUGCAUAGAGACAUUAAAAACUUAGCUCAAAGUUUUAUUGAAGAGGCUGAAAAGGCUUCAGAUCCUUACUUGGACACCAAGAGAGCAGUUUUGUGUGUGGAGACACUACUUGAGCACUUCUCUGGGCGUCAAAUCACUACUUCUGAAUCAAAAGAGACAUGGCAAAAGACUGUUACCAUUGAGAAGGAAACACGUGUUCAGUGGCAGAACAACCUCAUGGAGAGCUCAAGGACUGUUGACUGGGUCUCCAAGCUGGAUGCACAGCUUUAUCCCAUUCUCACCUCAGAAUCAUCUUCAGCAACAGUUAUACGGGAAAACUUAGAGAAGAAACUUGAAGUUGUUAUACCGGAAGUACGCAAAGCUCAAAAUGAAAUAGACGAACGAAUUAAAAAUGUUGAGUCCUUAUCUGAGAAAUUGGCUGCAGAAGAAGGUCAAAAUGAAGAUGGCAAGGAUGUUCUUCAGAAAUUGACUGACUUACGAGGAAAACUUCAAAGUGUCCUCAGUGAUUAUCAAGUCUUAGUACAGCUGCUUCUCUCCUUCUUCAAAAAUGUCUCUGAGUUGGACAAAACAAUUGGAAACUUCCAACCUGGAGAUCAAGAGGCAGCUGAUGGAAAUGUAGAGACUCUCCUACGCGACCAUGAUGCUUCAAAACAAGCGGUAUCAGAACUCUUCAAAUUUACAGAAAGUGAAAGUCAGCAAAUAAUUGAAAAAAUUAGACAGCAGGAACCAGCAGAAGCAGCAAAACUUGAUGAGGAGUUUUUGAGAAAGCUAUUAGCAGACAAACAAAAAGCUUGGGAAGAGUCAAGUGGGGCUCUAAGAACAAGAUUGGAGAAAAAUCAACAACAAGGUGCUUUUGAUCGCGAUCUUGCUCAAAUUAAUUAUGCAAUUGCUGACCUGGGUAGGCAACUAGAAGCCAUCAGAGGCCAGUACGGAGAAUCCCUCAGCUCUGCUAAGGCUACUUCAGCUGCAUUUGACUAUUUUGAAAAGACAAUUGAGCUACUGGAGCAACGUAUUCAAACUUUUGUCUCCACUACCAAACAAGUCCAAUCAUGUCAAGAUAAGAAACCUAGUGAUGCUGAAGCAUCCCAUGUAGAAAAAGAACUGAAUGAACUCCAACAAAGAUGGAGUGACUUCCGAAGCAAAGUUGCGGAGAGUAGGAAAUUAAUUGCUCUGAGCAUCCAAUACUUCCAACUUGUUGAUGAGGCUGGAGAAUGGUUUAAAGAGGGUAGCCGUCUUCUUGUGAGUAUUGCUCGUCGUUCUGCUGCUGUAAGAUUCCCAGAGUCAGCAAAUGAGCUGUUAGCUGAAAUGGAAACAUUUCUAAAGCCAGGUGAAGCUAGGCAAGAUGAACGGAUUCAGAAAAUACUUGAACUUGCUGAAACACUUUAUGGUGAGGAAAAAUCUCAACAGGUGAAAGUAGUACUUAAAGAAAAUAAGGAAAUGCUAGAUUCAUUCUCAACCAUCAGCAAAGAGUUGAAUAGCUUGGCCAAGUCUUUAUCACAGGCUGAAAGGGUUGAACCAGUUACUUGUGAGGAAAUAAAGGUAGUUCUGGAACCAACUGAAAGCCAAAAUAUCUCAUCAAGUUCAACAACUAUUGGAAAUCUGGUCAUCACAGAACUUAUAUCAGAAACAGCUGGUACAUUGGAUGAAAUGGACACAAGCUCCCAUAAUGGUGAAGUUCAACCAAAUAUUGAAGAACCUCCCAAAGAGGAACCUGUUAUUGAGUCUACAGUCUCAUUAAAUGCUGAGCAGACAGAGGGCAGAGUUGUUAUUGAAGCCUUGUCGUCAGAUGAGGCCACUGAAGAUGUGCGUAAAGAAGUACUCAUCUCUCCUCAAUUUACUGAACCAUUAAAAGAUGCUUCUAUUCAAGAGGGAGGAAAAUUCACCUUUGAAUGCAGGGUGGUGGGCUCUCCUAAUCCAGAUAUUGUGUGGGAAAAGGAUGGCAUUUCAAUUAGUAAUAAUCCUGACUACAUGACUACACAAGACGAAACUCUAUGUACCUUAACUAUAGAGGAAACAUUUACUGAAGAUUCAGCUCGCUUCACUUGUCGUGCUACCAAUGUAGCUGGAUCAUCAGAAACAAGUGCCACGUUAAAUGUUAUUGAGUCUGAACCUGAGGAACAACUUCAUCCACCGGUGUUUUCAACCCCCCUGGCAGACCAAGUGGCAAAAGAAGGAUCUGCCCAUACUUUAGAGUGUAUUGUGGAGGGGCUACCUUUGCCCACUGUUCAGUGGUACAAAGAAGAAAACUGUAUUGAUGACUCACCAGAGCUUGCCAUCACAUAUAACAAUGGUCAGGCAAAAUUGAGACUUGAACAAGUUACCCUUUCAGAUCAAGCUCAGUACACCUGCAAAGCUAACAAUACCCUUGGCACGGCAAGCACUUCAGGACGUCUCUCUGUUGAAACGGUUCAAUCAACAGAGGGUCCAUCAUUCACUUCUCCUCUCUCUAAUGUUAUGGCAAGAGCAGGUCAAAAGAUCAAGCUUGAAUGUUGCAUAUCUGGAACACCCCUUCCUUCACUUGUAUGGACUCAUGAUGGCAAACCUUUGAAAGAAUCCCGGGAUGUAAAGACAUUCUUUGAAUAUGGGAAGGCAACUUUAGUCAUACCUGAAGCUUUUCCUAAGGAUGCUGGAACUUAUGUUCUGACAGCAAGUAAUGAUUCUGCAGAAGUUACUUCUUCUUGCACUGUCACUGUUAAGGGGCGUCUUCCCACAGAGACAUCGGAUUCGGAGCUUGCAAGUGAUAUGGAACCCAUAAAGCCAUCUAUUCAAAUGUCUUUGAAAGAUACAGAAGUCAAAGAAGGAGAUAAUAUUAGACUUGACUGCAUUAUUGUUGGGCAACCAGAACCAGAGGUAAUUUGGUACCACAAUGACCGUCCGGUAAAAGAAUCUGCAGAUUUUCAACUUCUGUUCCAUGGUGAUCGCUGCUCACUAGUUCUAAGAGAAGCAUUACCAGAGGAUGCUGGUUUGUAUCGUGUUGUUGCUAUUAACUCCGCUGGAGAAGCCUCUAGUCAAUGCCAGUUAGGUGUUCUUGCUGCGGAUGUAGAAGGAGCGAAGGAAAUUCCAGCAUCAGAGAGCAGAUCAAAAGCAGUCUCAGAGGAGAUUGUGGCUAUUGCCCCUAAGUUUACACGCUUACUUGCAGAUGUUUUGGCUGGUGAUGGGGAGUGUGUAAAACUGGCAUGUACUGUGGAGGGAACUCCGAAACCAACCAUAAGAUGGUGCCAAAACAACAAAGAUAUUUCUACCUCUGAUCGCAUCAAGAUGCUAGAGGAAGAAGAUGGAACAAUAAUUCUAGUCAUAGACUCAGUCACUGCUGAUGAUAGAGGUGUGUACACUGCUAGAGCAAGUAACAGCCUUGGUGAAGCCAAAUGUUUCUCAAAUCUAAUAGUCAAGUCAGCCCUAUCGGAAAGUAAGACAUUAGAAUUGGCAGACCGGCAAAUUCCUCCUAGUUUCAAGGAACAAUUUGCAGAUUCUCUAGUUUUUCGAGGAGCACCAAUCAAGUUUGAGUGCAUUGUGGCUGGUAAACCAGCUCCAAAGGUGCGCUGGCUUUUCAAUGGUGAGCAGGUCUCUGGAAAGAAUUUUCUUGUGUCAAAGAGUGGUGACAGAGAUGUUUUGUCAAUACAAGAAGCAGAUAUAAGUGGUUCUGUCUCUUGUACUGCUGAAAAUGAUGCCGGAAAAUGCGUUCUUUCUGCCAAUCUUACUGUGCAGGAGCCCGGUGUGAUUGGACUAAUGUCCGGACCAGAUGGGGGUGGGGUUUCCUCCUCGGAGGAGACCUCACAGUCAUUUACAAUGAAGAGGGCUGUUUUCAUGCAGUCCUCAUCAACAACUACAUCAACGUCAGGUACUGGCCCUGUUCAAACUCAAGCUCACAGCGUCAGUACCAUGUCAGAACAAGUGUCAAAGAAAGUUGAUGAUGAACCAGCGAUACAGAUGCAGUCUGAACACAAACAGGAAGUCCAUAGAAUAAAUGAUGAAUCAUCUGUUAAAACAGAAAGCUCAGUUUCUGUGUCACAAGGAGGAGACGAGAGAAAGGAAACUAUUAAGUCUACCAGUGGCACAAACUUAGCUCUCUCUGGUCAAGCACCGGCAGUAGGUGGUCUAGCAAAACCUACACGAAAGUCGACUGCACCUCGUUUUGUGACGCCACUGAAUGGGAAAAUUGUAGAUCAAGGGGCUGAUAUUCUUCUAGAGGGAAUUCUUGAUGGCUUCCCUACUCCGACCAUCACCUGGACCAAAAAUGGAGUUGAUUUGACCUCCAUCCCAGAAGCAGCCUCCAUCACCACUUCAUGGGAAUUGAACCGCGUUCGCUUGGAAAUGAAAAACGUGUCUGUGAAGGACGCAGGCAGGUACACCUGCCGUGCAGACAACCCGGUGGGCUCAGCUUCCAGCACUGCAGAUAUCAUCGUCAAAAAGACCGUGUUCCCACCUGUGAUGGGGAAGAGGCUACAAGUGCAACAGGCGCGGGUUGGCGAGCGCGUCGCUAUGGAGGUGGAGGUCACUGGCCUCCCCGAGCCCACAAUCACGUGGAGCAAGGACGGGUUGCCUCUCAGCGCCUACCCGCACCUGGAAAUCCGAACUCGAACCCAAGGAAACUGUUACACCCUUGUUAUUGAUAAAGCCACUCUGGCUCAUGCUGGUAACUAUGCUGUGCGGGCCACCAAUGCGGGUGGAGAGGCAAACUCCUCUGCGGAUGUGGCAGUGUGGGAGGCUCUCCCUGAUGAACUCAUGGACCAACAGCAGCGCGACGUGAUUUUCAGAGACCUUAUGGACUUCCCUGCAGUGCAGAAGCACGAAAGUUUCCAGACCUCCAAACAAAGUUUUCUUCAGACUGGUGGUUCAUCUUCAUCAUUAGUAUCCAGAGAAGUGCCAGUGUCAAUUAUUUCUUCCCCUGCCAACUCUGUACCUGCUGCAGCUAGACCAGCUGAGUCUCUUAAUAUCUCUGAAACAACAAAAACUGAAAAGCAUUUCUCUGUCAAAGUUGACCGCACUUCUUCUCCAAUGCUUGUGAAGCCCGUCACUGAGACUCAAGCCAAAGUCACUACAAGCACCUUUUCUCUGGGCCCUGAGCACAAAGAGACAAAUAUUCCUGUAAUGCCAGAAAAGUCCAUUACUGUCGUUCACUCUAGGUCAGAGCUGGACUCUCUGAAUCUCCUUCCAAAAACAAGUGAUUUGACGUUUGAGAAACAGUCAGGAACUGGAGCUGGCGAUGAAGACAGCACCAUCGACAGUUCAUCAAUCCCCACGCAAACUGCCCUUCAGUUCUUUAUGUCAAAAAUCAAGGAGAGUGAAGACACAGGUGUAAGCAGGCCACUGGAACCCAAGGAGCCCGUGUCUGUUCCAACUCCUCAAAAGCUGACAGAAAAAAUAAGCCUGUUUGAGCGCCGAGAACAAGAGGAGUUCUCUCAGCCUAAAUCUCCAGAGCUCAAAGAACCAAUCCCAGUCACUAAAUUAUCUGAUAAGAUCAGCCUGUUUGAAAAAUAUGAGGGGAAACCAGAAGCUAGAGAGGAAACAAAGAAAUUCGAAGAGCAAAUUUGGAAAUCGUACAAGCAGGAGCCUGUGCCCGAACCUCAACCAGCGGCCAGUUUACCCGAAUUCACAGAACCUUACAUGCCUGGAAAGCAAGUCAAAACAGAAAUCCAACACUCGCGGGUGGUGCAGCAAGAGACCAAGACCUGGUCCGGAACGAUCCAAGUCCCUGGUAAAAUUGUACCGAGCUCCUACACUCAGCCCAUUACCUUCAAGGAGGAGUCCAAGACGGCGUCCUAUCAGAAGAGCUUUGUCAGCCCGGACGCAGCCCCCGUGCCUUUCCCGGACGAGUUCGGACUGCGGCCGGAGCCCCCUCCGGAAAUGUGCUACACGCCCAAGCCAGAGCGGGCCACCAAGGUGCGGGAGGACAUGGCCGAGAGGGUGAAGAAGCUGCAAGACUCUCAGAAGUCUCUCGACCCCCUGCAAGUGCCGACCGGGGCCGUCAGGAUAUUCCCCGCACCUGCGCCGUCCUCUCAGCCAACAACCCCGCAGCCCCCGCGCGCCCAACCUGCUCGGCCUGAACCCGUGCAGCCGCAGGUGCAGGUGCAGCCGCAGGUGCAGCCGCAGGUGCAGCCGCAGCCGUCGGGCGCCCACACACCCUCCUUCUUGUGGCCGAGCGAGCGCGCGCCGGCCCCGGCCCGCGCCCCGGAGAGGCUGGAGGAAGCCAAGGAGGAGCCCGUGGUCCGGCAGCAAGUCACCAUAGACGACACGCGGUUGAAAAAAAACGCGGAGACGGUAGGAGGCGGCGUCUGGACAACUCCAACUGCUGCUGCAGCUGAAGUGCCGCCCCUACCGGUCACCAACAACACGUCCAUGUCCAGUUUCACAUCAAUGAGCUCCUCGUCGUUCCAGCAGACGAGGAGCUACGAGAAGAGCGGCAGCUCCGUGGAGCAGCACCUGGGGCCGAUCCUGCGGCCCGCCGCGGCCGACGUGCCCUUGAGAGCCACCUCCCCCCGCCCGGCUGCCGAAGCCAUCAGUAUGGAAAGACUGUGGACGAGUCAUCGAACUUCCGAGUCGGAGAAGACGGCCUUCGCGCCCGUGUCGCCAGCAGUGCCCGCCCCGAAGCCCGCCCCGCGGCCGGUGUCGGACGGCUACACGAUGAGCAGCAGGGACUUCUCCUCGGAAGCGAGCAUGUACUCGGAGCAGACGCGUGGCCCCUCUCCCAGACCUUCUCACGAAGGUCUUGCCAUGGAGAAACUGUGGGCGCCACACAAGCCGGCGGACGUGGCCCCUCCUUUCGCUCAGGACCGCCCCGUGUCCCCGCGGCCCUCGGUCAAGCGCAGCUGGCCGCCGCCCAAGCCCUCCGAGGUGGAGAAGAUCUCCAUCCCCUGGGCGCCACAGAACGAGCCGGAGAAGGUGUGGAGCCCCGAAGCCGACCUGAGGAUGGAGAGGUUCGAGUUCGAGAGGAAGGAAACCAAGCAACAAGCCGAGGUGGUCGAGGGCUUCAGGCCCGUGGCUGCCCCCAAACCGCUGCCCGACCUGCCGCAGCCGCAAGCCUUUGUGCCUGUGGCCGCCCCCAAACCGUUGUCUGAUCUGCCGCAACCCCAGACCUUCGUGCCUGUGCAGCUUCCGCAUUCGACUGUGCACGAUGUCGUCUCGGAGACCAGGUCCGAGCAAUUCGAGUCUUCGUGGAGUAAGACCGCCUCCUCCACCGAGCAGCAGUCUUCCAUCGUGGAAGAAAAGCACAUAAAACCUUCAGAGGCAAAGAAGAUCUGGCCGCCAAACAAACCCGAGUACGACCUGCAAGCCCCAUUCAUGGUGAAGAAGAUACAAAAGCGCGAGUCUCGGCAAGUGAAGGUGCAAGCGCCCGCGCCGGAGCCGCCCCUCUACCUGGAGCCCGGGCCGCCGCCCGAGAUGGGCUUUGCGGCGCCGCCUUCGGAGCGCAGGAGGUCCAUGGUCGAGUCCAUCGAGGAGGACUUGGAGAAGAGCUUGGAGAAGGAGCUCACCAAAGUGGUGCCCGGAGGGGUUCGUGUCAUCCCGCUGCCGCAUUCCAAGAGCCACACUGCCGAAGAGUCUCACUCGUGGAAACAGGAAAAGUCCAGCUUUCUGGAGAAGAAAACGACCACGAGCUUGUCAAGGAAGGAGGAAUCGUUUCAGUCGUCCUCGUCCGUAUCCGCCCCGCUGGAGCCGGAGCGGCCGAGGGUGCAGUCUGGCCCUCCCCCGCCAAUGCCCGCCAAGUUCGUCAAGAGCGACUUCGGGGGCAGUGACUACGAGAGCGACCUGGAGACGAGCAGGAUCUCGGCCAAGUGGCGGCCGGCCGGCAGCGACAACGAGGAGCCCGCCUACCGCCGAGUACGCCCCCCGUCCGCCCCCGCACUCUUUGCAUACCAGCCCGCCCCUACGCCUGCUCUUCAGCUUGAGCUCCAGCCUGCGCCCGCCCCGCCCAGCCUGGAGUCCCGGCGCACAUCCUCCCGCAUCUCGUCGAGCAUCGCCUCGACCCAGUCCCGGUUCGCGCAGCGCUCCUCGGCGCCAGCCUACGUCGCGCCCGCCGCCACGGCCCCGGCCGCCGCCGCCGCCACGGCCCCCCUCGACCUCAAGCCAGGCUCCCCUCCCGAGUUUGUGCAGCCCUUGCCGGAGAAGCCGGCCCUCAAGACCCCCGACUCCCCGAAAAGUAAACACAAGACGGUGCGGGUGGUGGUGCCCGGCGGGCCCGUCGCGCCCGGGCCGGCCGAGAGCGGCUACAUGGCCGACACGGACGAGCCGCACAGCCUGCGCAGGCCCAGGUUAAGGUCGCCGCCGCAGCUCGCGGACCAGAAGUACGAGUCCCGCAGUGUGUUGGAGUCCUCCUCUCGCAUGUCCAGCAUGGUGACCAGGACCGAGCAGAGCAUGUCCUCCAUGUCUUCCUCCUCGUGUCAGACGGUGCCCAAGGCGGCCCCGGCCCCGGUCCUCCCCACAAGCGUUGCCCGUUCCUUCAAUAAGACCAGUCAGCGUCAUGAGCGGAAAUCCACCAAUGUGUCUGCAUUCAAGGAGGUGGUCCCGCCGCCCUUCUGUGCCGCUGCCCAGCCGGCGCCCCAGUGGCAGCAGCUUCCUGUGGAACCCGCCGCCCCCGCGGCCCCUGUCGCCGCCCCUGCGCCCGCCGCCGCCGCGCCCGGUGCUGCUCGGGCUGGGCCUAAGCGCGCCGCGGGACCUCUACCGCGCAGCCCCUCCAAGUUCAUCAAGGGCGAGUUUAGGGAGAGCGACUACGAGAGCGACUACGACAACCGCAUUCCUGCGGUAUGGCGACCUGCCGACGACGCGGACGGUGCCGGCGCCGCCCUCGCCUCCGCGCCCGCCGCGUACCGACCCGUUCGCCCCGUGCUCACGCCCACGGCCUGCGCCGGGGGCCGACCUGUCGGCCGAACUCCCACUCCACCGACUGAGUUUGACCACCCUCCGCACUUUGGCGGACCUCCGCGACCCAAGUUCGAGCCCAUUGAGAAGCAGCCCGUGGCAGCCGUGAAGCAGCCCAGCCGGCCGAAGCAGCCCUCCCAGCCCGUGCACGUCCCCGUCUUCAAACCCAAACCCAUCCAGGCGCGGCCGCCGGAGAGGGUCGAGACGCUGGUCGCGGCCCCGGUGCCCGCCGUGCGCCGCGGCCCGCCCCCUCAGGUCCUGUACGCGCCCCCCGGCAACGCCAUCCCCCCUAACACGAUGCACGAGACGUCCCAGUCCAUGAGUUUUGCCGAAGCCACCGAGACGAGUCGACGUGUCGUCAGCAUGCAGCAGACGACACGAGUCAUCAAGUUCAACGAGAAACAGCAGCAGCAGCAGCAGCAGCAGCAGCGGCAGCAGCAGCUGAGUAGGACGGAGACGGCCACAGAGCCCUUCCCCUUCCACGCCGAGCCCGAUCACGCCCACGUCAGGCGCACGACGGGCACCACACCGCCGCCCCCCAAGCCCACCAGGUUCGUGCCCGGUGAGUUCCGGGAGAGCGACUACGAGAGCGAGCUGGAGGCGGUGCGGUUCCGGGCCAAGUGGGCGCCCAACGACAGCGACACGGACGAGCCGCACUACCGCAAGGUGCGGCCGCCGCCGCCCGCGCUGCACCCGCCGCGCUGCUCCAGCGUGCCCGCCGAGACACCCGACUUCUCGCUGCCCGCCUACGUGCCCGCGCCCGCGCCCCAGCAGCCCGUGCAGCCCCAGCCCAUGUACGCGGCCACGGCUGCACAGACCGGCCACUCGGUCGAGUACCAGGCCGAGCAGAAGCGGCUGCAGCGGGUGGACGAGAUGCGGCGGCGGUUCGAAGAGAGGAGGUCCACGACCAGCUCCGAGAUUCAGACGUCGCAGAACACCAAGAGCCUCCGCCGUCUGUCUGCGCCCAUCGGGUACGAGGUCGACCUGGUUCCUGGACCUCCCCCUGUCAUAGCUUAUGCGGGACCCAAAGUUCCUCCCCAGGCGGAAUACAUAGCCUCAAGGCACAUGAAUGAAAUGACUCAGACCUUCAAAUCAAAAGCUCAAAGGUUUGUCAAUGACAUCAUGACAGAUUCAACAACUAAAACAGUUGCUUGCAAACCGGAAAAACCAAUAUUAAAGAAAACAAGCUCAACGGCGGACACCAAAGCACUCGCUCAGAAUGGAGAUGAAUCACAGGCCUACAGGGAAGAAUCAAGAGUUGCUGAGUAUGGAACAAAGCACAUCGACCCUGAUACUGGUCUCAUCUAUUUCAAGUAUGACUUUGGGUAUGAGUUUGGCAUAAUUCUGCCGGGAGAAGGGAAAGCUACGAACGGAAAAAGUUCAACAACUGUAAAGAGAGCCAGAAUUGAACGCUCUCUCUCUAAGGAUGAAGGUGGCGUGGAUUUCCCUGUGCUGCAUGAGAAGAGUGGAAAUCCAGUCAAGGGUUUUAGUAAAACCACUGAGGACAUCAAGACUGUACCCCAGUUCCGCCCCAAGAAAUUCACUCAUUUCAAAAGUGUCAAAUGGGAACCUACCUCGGAAAGCGAAAUGUCUGAAGCUGAAACCGAUGCCAAUCGGUGGAAACGAUACAGUUUGCCUCAGCCGCUAUCAGCUAUAGAUAUUCCUGGGGGAGAUAUGAACACCCCAAGUCCAGUUUCUUUGUCUCCUAGCGUUCCAAGUCUCUCUCCUCAUACUUCUGGCGCUACUCCUGGGCUUGAUUCUUCAGGUAGAGCUUCGUUAGGGAGCUCUCCCUGGACAGCAGUAGGAGGAAAGGGAUACAAACCGGGCCAGGUUGUCAAUACUACUGGGCUGCCAAUAAAUUCUGGAACAGAAACCCAACAGCAAAAAUCCCCAGUUUUCAUUACGCCAUUAAGAGACAUCGCUGUUGUCAAUGGUCAAACUGCUCGAUUUGAGUGCAUCGUGCAAGCGGAACCUCUGCCAAAUAUCCUGUGGUCAAAAGAUGGGAGAAUCCUCGAGAAUUCACCUAACACCCAGGUUCAAUUCCGAAAUGGUGUUUGUCGUCUUGCUGUUACCAACGCCACUGCUGUUGACGCAGGAACCUACAUUUGCACAGCUACUAACAGAGCCGGUACAUCUGCAACAACUGCAACACUCUUAGUUCCAGGUGAGAGGAAAACUUCUCUCAAUAGUAGGUCUUGAAAUUGUCAUGUUAUCAUGCAGUGCACAUGGGGAAUGUCCUUCUUUAAUUUCUAUUCCAAGCACUUAAUACAGUUAAGGCUGCUGUCACAAUUUAGUUUUCUGUAAAGAAAUACAGAAUUUAUGUUGACUUGCUAUGAAAUUCCAUUUUAUUCUGCAAGUCUAUGGUGUGGGAGUCUCUAUUUUCUGUUCAUGUUUCACUAAUGUGCUGUUCUAGUCAUGUAUCAGAAACGCUUAUGGUUUGUUGUUACUACUUUCUGUACAAAAUUAUUGGGUUAUUUUAUGUUUCCAUAUUUUAACUUUUGUAGUAUUUUACCCCUGAAGUACGUAUUGUUAGCAUUAACUUCUACGUUGAAGUUAUAUUGUUUACUUUAUGGCAGUAAUGCCUGUUUUGUUUAUUUUCACUGGUUGAACCGUUCUUUUCUGUUUAAAAGGUGCACUGUUAAGUGCAUCAUCAAUUGAGACAGUGUUUAUGUCCAAAGUUGUGUGAUGCGCUGGUGCAUUCAUUUAUCUGGUUUAUAUGCAGUUAUCAUACUGGUUGUGAAAAAACUGCCAGUUUUUGGGUGACAUUAUUUACUUUGCAUGACAUCUUUCUUUUGACCUAUGUAUUUGUAUACUCUCUGUAUGGAAGCAUGUGGUAUUCUUUGGGAAUAUCUAUCUAUUCUUACCUUGGUUAAGGUAUAUCUUUUGUAGUUUCUUUGCUUUCUUUUCAAAGCUCUGGAUUAGAUUCACUUCCUGCCCUUUCAUCAUUAGAUAUUUUUCUGACUUUGUUAUGAAAGAAAUUUUACUCAUUUCUGUGUCACCAACUUUGUCAAAGAAUAAAGUUAUAUCUGAUGAUGAGAGGGCUCUCUUAUUGGUGUUCUUCUUGUUACUUUUCUAUAAUGCUGGCUGUUUGUUGUACUGAUGGAAUAUCGGGUAUGCUUUUUAUUAAACGGUGAUUUUGAAGCA